Sphenostylis stenocarpa is the source of this 1854-nucleotide messenger RNA. Lineage: Eukaryota; Viridiplantae; Streptophyta; Magnoliopsida; Fabales; Fabaceae. The record is from the annotation of a GenBank genome assembly.
AUGGAUUCUGAUUAUGGUAUUCCCAGGGAGCUUUCAGAUCUUCAAAAGAUUCGGUCUUUGUACCAGCCGGAGCUUCCCCCUUGCCUCCAGGGAACCACUGUGAGGGUUGAAUUUGGUGAUGCUACCACCACUGCUGACCCAACUGAUGCCCCAACCAUCAGCAGGGCUUUUCCUAACACCUAUGGACACCCUUUGGCUCACUUUCUCAGGGCCACUGCCAAAGUACCUGAUGCUCAGAUCAUAACUGAGUUCCCUCCUAUUAGGGUGGGAGUUGUCUUUUGUGGGAGACAAUCUCCAGGAGGACACAAUGUUAUCUGGGGUCUUCACAAUGCUCUCAAAAUUCACAAUCCCAACAGUGUUUUGCUUGGAUUUCUUGGUGGUUCAGAAGGGCUGUUUGCCCAGAAAACUCUGGAGAUAACCGACAGUGUUCUUUCCACAUACAAAAACCAAGGUGGUUAUGAUUUACUUGGCAGGACAAAAGAUCAAAUUAGGACCACAGAGCAGGUCAAUGCUGCACUUGCUGCAUGCAACAAUUUGAAACUCAACGGCCUUGUCAUCAUUGGAGGGGUGACAUCAAACACGGAUGCUGCACAACUCGCUGAAACUUUUGCUGUAGCCAACUGCCCCACAAAGGUGGUUGGUGUACCUGUGACUCUGAAUGGAGAUCUUAAAAACCAGUUUGUGGAAACUAAUGUUGGUUUUGAUACAAUUUGUAAGGUGAAUUCUCAGCUCAUCAGUAAUGUCUGCACUGAUGCUCUCUCUGCAGAGAAGUAUUAUUAUUUCAUUCGUCUUAUGGGGCGCAAGGCAUCACAUGUUGCUUUGGAAUGCACCCUCCAGUCCCAUCCAAACAUGGUAAUUCUUGGUGAGGAGGUUGCUGCAUCAAAGCUGACCCUUUUUGAAAUAACAAAACAGAUUACUGAUGCAGUUCAGGCUAGGGCAGAGCAAGACAAAUACCAUGGAGUAAUCCUCCUUCCAGAAGGGCUGAUAGAGAGCAUUCCUGAAGUUUAUGCACUCUUGAAGGAAAUUCAUAGCUUACUCAGACUAGGUGUUGCUGUUGACAAGAUAUCUUCUCAACUUUCACCAUGGGCAUCUGCUCUAUUUGAAUUUUUGCCACCCUUUAUUAGGAGACAGUUGCUCCUUUACCCUGAAUCUGAUGACUCAGCACAGUUAUCACAGAUUGAAACAGAGAAAUUACUAGCAUAUCUUGUGGAAGCAGGGAUAAACAAGCGUUUGAAAGAAGGCACAUACAAGGGAAAGAAGUUCAGUGCCAUUUGCCAUUUUUUUGGUUAUCAAGCUCGUGGAUCUCUACCAUCAAAAUUUGACUGUGAUUACGCAUAUGUCCUUGGACACAUCUGCUACCAUAUACUGGCCGCUGGUCUAAACGGAUACAUGGCAACUGUAACUAACCUGAAGAAUCCUGUAAACAAGUGGCGAUGCGGGGCUGCUCCAAUUGCAGCUAUGAUGACUGUGAAGCGCUGGUCUCCAAAUCCAGGAGCCACAUCAAUUGGAAAACCUGCUAUUCAUCCAGCUACAGUGGACUUGAGAGGCAAAGCUUAUGAGCUGUUGAGACAAAAUGCAACAAGCUUUCUCAUGGAUGAUAUUUACAGAAAUCCGGGUCCACUUCAGUUUGAUGGUCCUGGUGCUGAUGCCAAGGUCAUAACUCUUUCUGUUGAAGACCAGGACUACAUGGGCCGCAUUAAGAAACUUCAGGAGUACCUUGAACAGGUUCGAACCAUUGUAAAGCCAGGAUGCCCUCAGGAGGUUUUGAAAGCGGCUCUCAGCGUCAUGGCGUCGGUCACCGAAGUUUUGGCUGCCAUGUCUACCUCUUCUAGCAACAGCCUGUCAGCCCUUUGA